This is a messenger RNA of Panicum virgatum (switchgrass), 1625 nucleotides long. Its product is annotated as protein SPEAR3-like. The transcript has 5 exons. Gene Ontology annotation, molecular function: DNA-binding transcription factor activity. NCBI's taxonomy places the organism in Eukaryota, Viridiplantae, Streptophyta, Magnoliopsida, Poales, Poaceae. Bases 653 to 1249 code for a protein of 198 amino acids. The record is from RefSeq and is a predicted model, not a curated record.
CUUGAGAUCUAAGGAAUUUGGGCUAUCCACCUAGUUGAUCUGAGUAUAUGCAAAACUUGAAUCUUGAUUGAUAAUAGACAAUCCAAAUUUUCUUUUGAUGACUAGGGUCGUUAGAGCUCAGCUAGCAAACUUAUCAAGAAGCUCCUUGAUAGUUAAUUAGACCUUCUUGUUCUAUAUUUAUGCUCUGGUAUAUAGUGGUAUUGCCAGGAAGUAAAUGGGACUAUAUAUCUACAUGUAAACUAGUACUUCUCUAACUAACCAGCAAGGGGGUUUGAUGGCAAAGAUCCUAGGAGAUCACCAACAACCAAAUUAAAAUGAGCUGCUCCUUUUUAUUUAGUUUUGUCUAGAUUUUUUCUUGCAAACGAUAGGGUUUUGUGGCACAUGGUAUUAACUAUAAUCUAAAGAGGCCAGACCGGUAGACGCAAUUUAAAACUUGAGGCAAGAAAAGCUUGGGAGGCCAAGUCUCCCUUUUAAUAAGAGGGGGGAUAUAUUUGCCCUGCAAGGAGAUCUCUUCCCCUUCCAUUUUAAAAGGGUCUCGUGCAUCAUCCAAUCGAUCUCUCUCUCCUCCGGCCCUCUCCCUCUCCUCCACCUAGCUUCCUUCAUCUUGUUCUUCCAAGUCUUCCUCCUAAGCUAGGUCUCUUCGUUCUUGGAUAUGAGUGGGAGCAACUUUGGGGACAGCAUGGGGUGGAGCAGUAGCGGGAGAUCGUCGUCUGGCUCCAGAAGGGGCAAGAGAGGCGGCGGCAGCGGCGGCGGCGCCGACAAGCCCAAGCAGCCGCAGCGCGGGCUCGGCGUCGCGCAGCUGGAGAAGAUUAGGUUACAGAGCGAAAUGGCCGAGUACUUCCAUCCUCUCGGCCAGCCCCCCAGCUUGAUCCACAGAACAGGCAGCCUCAACUUGCAGGAGGAUGCACGGGCGUCGACGUCCUCGCUGUCGUCGUCGCCAUCUUCCUCCUUCUAUGCUACCGCAGUCUCAUCGCCGUUCCCAGUCCAUCCAAACAUUUCGACGGCAUAUGGUGAGAGAGGUGGAGACCUGCGAUAUGGUGAAUUCCAAGCUCCCAUAAUAAGAUCACCGAGCAGCAGUGCAAUCUAUGGCGCCCCACAUUAUGCACAUCCUAAUAACAUCACAUUGCCACUCUUUGAACCACAGGAAUCCACUCGAUUGAGGGGACAUCAUGAUAGAAGUCGGUCAGCUGAUUCAACAAGUAUGAACUCUGAUGAUCCUCAAGACGUCGACCUUGAGCUCAAGCUAUGAUCCUAAAAUUUUCCUCCUUUCCCCUCUCCUUCGAUGCGAUGUGAUAGCUAUAUUAGAUAGUCUUGAUGGGCCUUUUCACUUUGUGGUGCAAUAAGUUUCUGAAUUGGUGCCACUAGCCAAAACCAAAAGGACUUGCCGUCUUCUGUAAUGCCUACCACCAGAAGAGAGGAAUAGUAAUGCACCUUUUUUUUAAUCCAAGACAUGCAUGCUGUGUGUGCAUGCAUGGGCAUGGGAUCUGGUGAUCAUAUCUAGCAGUUAUUCUUAUUCUUAUUGUACUGUGAAGCAUAGAUGUGUUGACUCCUGCCUGCAACUGCAAGCAUACACUGACACAGUUCGUACAUGGUGGUUAUUAAUUUAUGCAACACAAAUUUCAUCA